AUGUCUAGUGACAAUGGCCGGACUAGUUUGUAUACUAAGUUCUAUAUACUAUUUCAGAUAAUUGGAUUAACACUAAUAUUUUAUGUAUACCAUUGGAUUGUUCAAUAUCGAGGAGGAUUUAGUUUAACUGAACCUAAAAUAAUAUUCAAUUGGCAUCCAUUAUUGAUGACAAUUGCAUUCAUUUAUUUAUUUGCAAAUUCUAUUCUUCAUUAUCGUACAUUUCAGAAUAAUACGAAACGAAAAUUAAAAAACCAACAUGCACUUAUUCAUGGUUGUAUAUUAAUCCUUAUCGUAGUUGCUGGAUUUGCUGCUUUUGUUUCACACCAAUAUGCUAAACCUCCAAUUCCUCAUUUGUAUUCUUUACACAGUUGGUUAGGAGUUGUCACUGUUGUAAUGUUCUUAUCCCAGCUUUUUAGUGGAUUCUGGUGUUUCUUGUAUCCGGGAGCAGCUGAACGACAUAGAGAAAUGUUGGCACCGUAUCACGUGUUCUUUGGUAUUUCCAUCUUCAUAUUAGCAGUUGCAACUGCCGUACUAGGAUUCUGUGAAAAAAUAAUUUUUGCUUUGGACAAACAGUAUAAACUGCUCCCUGCAGAAGGUGUGCUUGGAAACAUUUUAGGUAUUCUAUGUGUAUUUUACUGUUUAUUAGUAGUUUAUAUGAUUACCAAACCUGAAUUCAAAAGACGUCCUAAACUAGAAUAUGAGACUCUACUUAAAUAA
This is a messenger RNA of Macrosiphum euphorbiae (potato aphid), 717 nucleotides long. The record is from the annotation of a GenBank genome assembly. Lineage: Eukaryota; Metazoa; Arthropoda; Insecta; Hemiptera; Aphididae.